This is a messenger RNA of Arabidopsis arenosa, 1661 nucleotides long. Lineage: Eukaryota; Viridiplantae; Streptophyta; Magnoliopsida; Brassicales; Brassicaceae. The record is from the annotation of a GenBank genome assembly.
CCAAAACCCAACACUGUUUCUCUUCGACGCCGCGUUUUGUCGCCGUCGUUGAACUCUUUUCAACCGGCGUCGAAUCUCGUUUCGUCGCCGUCGUUGACUCGUUUCAACCGGCGUCGAUUCUCGUUUCGUCGCCGUCAUUAACUCCACCGCUGAUUAAUGACUAUCUCCGACGGAAAAUCCGAUCCCGGCGGCGAUGACCGAGACUCUGAAAUCGCUAAAGAAACCGAAUUAGUGUUUCUCCGUAAUUGCGUGAAGGAGUUAGAAGUGGAAAAUGCUAAAUUAUUGUCUCAGGUUUCAAGCUGCCAAUGCCAACAGAUGGAAGUGAAGCAUGAUCGGUCAGUGUCAGAUUCUAGUAGCUUAGUUAGGAGAAGGAGAGUUAGAAAAGGAGAUAAGAAUAGUAUACCGAGUCAUCUUAUCUCGAAGAGAUAUGUUGCACUAAAAAUCAUGUAUUUUGGUAAGAGAUUUUACGGCUUUUCGGCUGAAGCACAAAUGGAACCAAGUAUUGAGUCAGAAGUUUUUAAAGCACUUGAAAGGACACGGCUUUUAGUUGGGGACAAGAAAGAUUCUUGUUACUCGAGAUGUGGAAGAACAGAUAAAGGUGUUUCGUCCACAGGGCAGGUGAUUGCUUUGUUCUUAAGAUCCAGACUGAAGUCACCUCCUGGAGACUCUAAAGCCCAAGUUAAUGGGAAAACGGGUGAAAGACCAGAAUAUGAUUAUGUAAGAGUUCUAAAUCGUGCUCUCCCUGAUGACAUCCGAGUUAUUGGAUGGUCUCCUGCUCCUGUUGACUUUCAUGCAAGGUUUAGUUGCUAUGCUAGAGAAUACAAAUAUUUUUUCUGGAGGCAGAACCUGAAUCUUUCGGCCAUGGACAUUGCCGGGAAGAAGUUCAUUGGGGAGCAUGAUUUCAGGAACUUCUGCAAGAUGGACGUGGCAAAUGUGCAUUGCUAUACACGACGUGUUACUUUCUUUGAAGUCUCUCCUUGUCAAAAUAGUCACGAGGGUGAUCAGCUUUGCAUAUUUACAAUGAGAGGCAGUGCUUUCCUGUGGCACCAGAUCCGCUGCAUGGUCGCCGUGCUAUUCAUGAUUGGGCAGGGCGUUGAAUCAGUUGAUGUGAUAGAUACAUUGUUGGAUACGAAGAAAACGCCAAGAAAACCUCAAUACCUCUUGGCCUCAGAGAUACCCUUAGUCCUCCGUACAUGUGAAUUUGAAAAUGUUGACUUCAAAUGUUCUCCAGGCGCUGCAGAGUCACUGCGAUCUCAUUUCAAGAAUGAAUCGUUGACAUACCAAUUAGAGUCUGUGAUUUACCAGGAGGCUCUCCGGAACUGUUUACCUCUAAGCAAUGUUUCAACAGAGGAAAGCUCAUGCAAUGACAUAGAGAAAAAGAAGAAAAGAGCAGAACACGUUCCCCUAUUAUCUCGACCAACUGAGCCGUCGUACGAAGAACGAGCUGCAAAAUUGAAACCAAGGAAACAAGAAACUUGUCAUGUGUAGUGUAAGGGGGCAUCUCGGUGACCAUCAAAAGAAUAGAGAGGCUUUGAGUCUGUUGUUCGUAGCAGUUGAUUGUUUGACGGUUUAUCGAUUGAUUACGUAUACAGUAAAACCUCUGUAAGAUAAUAUACUAAUGUAUGGUUUAAAUAUUUUUCUAAGAAAUUAAAUUUUCGUUA